Anisakis simplex (herring worm) is the source of this 186-nucleotide messenger RNA. The record is from the annotation of a GenBank genome assembly. NCBI's taxonomy places the organism in Eukaryota, Metazoa, Nematoda, Chromadorea, Rhabditida, Anisakidae.
AUGGGUAACGCUGCCACUACUCAGUCGUCUUCUGGAAGGCGUCAACACUUCGCAACGUCAUCGAGUAUUAAUCACUCGUCUGCAAACGCCUAUGGUGGUAAGUUGCUUGUGCUGUUCGAAUACUUUACCAUUCAUCUUGCUGCUGUGAGUUACUUUGUGAGCUUUUCAAUUUCUGUCAUACCCUGA